Messenger RNA from Strongylus vulgaris, 318 nucleotides. Lineage: Eukaryota; Metazoa; Nematoda; Chromadorea; Rhabditida; Strongylidae. The record is from the annotation of a GenBank genome assembly.
AUGUCUACUGAAGAUGUGAUACAUGAAGGUUCAUGUCAUUGUGGAACUGUCAAGUGGACAGUGCGAGCCCCUGAAGUGUUGGACUGCAUAAAAUGCAAUUGUUCAAUAUGCAGAAAGAAAUCGAAUGAUCACUUUAUCAUCACGAAAGAUAGAUUUACACUGCAAGAGGGCAAAGAAAACCUUACGACAUACACGUUCAACACACAUCAGGCAAAGCAUCUCUUUUGUCGGACAUGUGGUGUACAAUCAUUCUACGUGCCAAGGUCGAGCCCGGAUUGCAUAGUUUAUCACCUUCAGGAAUCAUGCCACAUUGCAUAG